AUCGGAAGUGAGACUGUGUUUACAAACAGACUGUACUUCCGGUCGCCGAGAAUCGAUCGAUAGACGUCCCGUUUUCCUCAUUUUUGGCUGUUUGUCAGAAGAUUAUGUUUACCGCCAAGGGGAUUUAUCGCACAAGAACAAGAAAAAAUGAUACUUGUGUCAGUUUUGUUUCUAGUUUCGUCAAAGUCAGAUGCUAGCCUGCUAGCUUCACACCCGCUCCGCCAGCAUGGCGGCUUGAUUCAUUUGGACAGGUGUGGAAUUCAUUUUUAAACGUUCAAAAUGUCACGUUGAAGUGUUAUUUUUUUCUGGCGAGGCCUGCUACAUUUUACUACUGAAUCACCGUGGCAUCUAAAGCACCAGGCCAGUAGUCGGUUAUUAAACAUUAGCCUAUCGAACAAACUUUCUUGAGUGUGUGUCAUGCACCUGGGUCGCCUCCUUUUCGGACUCCUGUCGACUCAUCCCAGAACUGCACGCCAGAAUUUAGCAAUCAAUGUGCGAUCAAUUUGGAUUUCUUAUCGUCACGCAAGACCACAGCUCAACAUAAACAAGAUGGCGUCUGUCAGCAUCUCCCGUGAUGAUGAGCACUCAGCUGAUGACAUUAUUAAUAACAACAAUGAGAAAGAAGUGGAAGGAGACGGUGGUUCUGAAGACAUCCGAGGCCAGGUGAAUACAGUUGUGACUGACACUGGAGCUCAUUCCAAGAAGAUCCUCAAGCGGGAGUCACGCAAGAAGAAGAGGAAGCGUGUCGGCAGUGGCGGACGAGUGGACAGUGAGGAAGACGCAGAGACGAGGAAGAAGAAGAAACCCAGUCAACGACCUAACUACUUUAUCUCCAUCCCUAUCACCAGUUCACAGAUAAGCUCAGCAGUGUCCAUGGUCCAAGAGGCUAUGCUGGAGCAGGAACCCCGCUUGGCCAAAGCCAUGAUCCCCGUCCCCACCCUCCACAUCACACUCCUCGUCAUGCAUCUGGCCAACCAAGAGCAAGUGGACAUGGCGGCGGCGGUGCUGGCCCAGGUCGAGGCGUCAUUGGCAGAGCUGCUGGCGGGGGCGGAUCUGGUGCUGCCCUUCUCGGGCGUCACUCACUUCAGGAACGAGGUGGUGUUUGUCGGCCUGACCCCCGGAUUGCACAGACACACGCUGCACAGCCUGGCAGACUUGUUGCGCGGCCGUUUUGAAGAGUUGGGCCUCCUGCAAGGCGACGGCCGCGGGUUCGAACCCCACCUCACCAUUAUGAAGCUGUCCAAAGCGCCGAAACUGAGGUCCCAGGGAAUAAAACGAGUGGACCCGGCACUUUACUCCAACUACACCAGCAGGUUUUUCGGCAACCAGACGGUGGAGCGUCUGGAUCUUUGUUCCAUGCUGAAAAAGAAGCAGGAGGACGGAUACUACCACACGGAGACAUCGCUGCAGCUCGGUAAAAGUCAAUAUACCUCACCCCGAGCCUGGUACAAAUGAGCGUCUCCAUGGCGUGACCUUAUGCCGUUCAUCGAUUUCCUCUCUCCGCCCGACUUGCUCUUCCAUCAGGCUCAGUCGAUGAAGGUGACAUUGUUGGGCACUCUGAGGUGCCGGGGGGCCAGGUUAGGAAGGUCCAGCUGCUACCUGAGUGAUGAGAGGACAGAGCCAGGAAAAUUGGAACAAGUCUGAUUGUCACGAUGAAAUGGAUGAUGGAGAAUGGACUUGAAGAUUGGAUGGCCAGACAAAAGCGUCAAAAUGAGGGCGGCAUGUAACAGACAAAAGCGGGUGACGGAUGCUAAAGAAAAGGCCAGUCUCGCCGCUCCAUCACAGAUGAAAAGAUAUUGAAAGCAAUAAUAGGAUAUGAUUCAUUCUUUUCAUGAUUCCGCUAUUUGAAUCCACCAUGGUGCAACCUCCAUUUCAAAAUAUUUUUUCCUUCAUGAAAAUCACUUAGAAGUGGUCGGAUAUCGCCUCUGGGCCGCACGGUGAGAGUGCUUAGCAUGUAAGCCACACAAUCAGGAGAUCAGGAAGACCUGGGUUCGAUUCGUCCUGUGCUUGCGUGGGUUUUCUCCAGGUACUCCGCGUUCCCCUCCCAUUCCAAAAACAUGCUAGGUUAAUUGGCCACUCCAAAUUGUCCAUAGGUAUGAAUGUGAGUGUGAAUGGUUGUUUGUCUAAGGAGACCUAUUAUAUUCAUUGGUAUUGAGUUGUGGACUCCUAUAGAGUAGCUACACACAAAAACCCACACAGCAAGCUUUCUAGAUCUUCCAGACUCUGCACCUCUUCCUGCAGUGUUUCCUGCCUUCUGCCAAAACGGUCUGUGUAAUUUAGUCCGCCCCAGGCCCUCCUGUGGGUACUCCUGCAACCCAGCCCACUCCGCUAUGAUUGGUCGCAGUCCCCCACUCCGCUUGCACAGCGAGUGCCUGGGCAUGCCCAUAUAAGGAAGCCCGGGCUGCGUUGACGUCGGUUGAACUCUGUGUUUAAAAAAACAAACAAAAAAACAUGAGACUACAACACAGUAACAACAUUUAUUGGUCAGAAAAGAGGAAAAGCAUAAUAGGGCCCCUUUAAGACCCAACAGCGUAAAAUGUAAAUUCUUGCAAUUUUUCAACUACUCUUAAGAUUUUGAUCACGAGUGUAGAUAAGCCUCAGAUCUCACCCAUGUGUGAUGGUGAUUCAAGCACCAAAGUUUUAUGUGACAUUGGAGGCAUGUUGUUGACCAAAUUCCAAGUUUAUUCUACUGUAUCCAUUCCCUGUUUCACGACUACACUGAGAUGUCUUGACUAAAACAGAAGGUCAGAGCAAAUGCAAGGCAGUGUCAUGAAUUACAAAUAACACACACAACUCUGAUUUUAGACCCGAAAAACGAAAUACUUCUUGUCUUUUGACUUGUGAAAACUGCAUUAGACAAAGGACAAGGACACUAAAUCAUUACAGCCAUAAAUCUCAUCUUGAGUCCAUUCUCCUGGGACAGGAACUCGAUAUUUGUGUCCUGAGAACAGCUGACUGAGGUUACAUUAUCAUAGGAAUUAGAAAAGAAUGGAUGGUGCUUUUCCCUCUCUGAACACUUCCAGAACCUCUAUUCAUGGGGUGCGCUGGUGCGUCUUUGUUUGCACUUACAUUUAAUUAAAGCACAGCCAAUCCAUUAUAAUGAGCUAGACCACAUUGUCUCUACUUCAUUCAUUUAAGCCCGACCUCCAUUUAGCGAGAUCUCCGUGCAGUCUGCUAUCACUGCUGCUUGCAAGCUUCUGUUCCCGCUGAACACGGCAGAAAAAAGCAGAAGUGUUUAAAUGUGUUGGCUACGUGACAAACGGCAUCCCAGUGGUACGUAACAGGUACAGGUGUUCUCACCACAAAAGAAGCAGAAAAUGCAGAAAUAGCGACGUGGGAGGAGGUCACAUGUACGCUCUAGCUAAAGAGCAACCUCAGCACCCGAUCAUGCAAAAGAGCAAAUGCAGCAAAAUAAAAACAAGAGCCUGAAGGUCAACACGUGAGUUCUGCGUGUUCCUUGAGGGAAGCGGUUUGUCAACGCAGCCUCGUCAAUAUCGUGUGUGGUAGAAGACUCGCCGCCAGACAUGGAUGAAUUAUCACUCCAGUGCUAACAUGGAUGGCAUCCUAAAACUUCCUUUCUCAGCUAGCUACUAGCGACUUACAAAAAAUAGUUGAUGGGAUUCAAACAAAACUCAUCAACAUCAAAACAUCAAAAUCUCCGGGUCCAAUAUAAUAACCGUAAAGACCCAAAUAUAGGACGACCUCUACUUUUUCAAGACCCUUUAAAAAAAAAAUACAUAUAUAUAUAUAUAUAUUUUUUUUUUUUUUUUUUUUUUUUCCUACGCGCCUCUUGUCAUGCUUUUAACUCCACUCAACACUGUAAACAACUAAACAGCUGUGUGAACAGGACGCCUCCAGUCCAUAAUGAGAAUGACUCCAGAAGCAUUGUAACGUGGCCAAAGGACACAUGACUUUGUAUGUUAGUAUCGGGUGGAAGCAGGGAAUGAAAGAAACCAGCCUUAAAGGAUGUACUGGGUUUAAGACAGUACUUGGAACCAGGACACAAGCUGUAGAGUACAUGUCAAUACAAGCCAGAUCUUUGUUUUUUUUUUUUACAUUUAGUCUUGGCGUUGCUUUGGCUUUGGUACAAACAGCUAACAGUUGUUUGUCAGGCGCUCUUGUUGUUGCCUGGCGAGGACGCCUUCCAUUUGGCCGUGCUGGCACCGCACAAAUUCAAGUGCACUUAAUCCAAGUGACAAACAAGUGAAAAAAAAAAGUUAUUUAUAUGCAUCACACAUUUACGAGAAGUGGAGUGGGCUGAGGAUGGGUGGGGGGCUUCAUACAAAAUGCAUGUUGUCUGAGCCUUGAAGUCGAAAUGUAAAAACGGCAUUAAGGCCACUAGAAAUGCACCACUUUGACUUUUUUAGGCGUCAUAGCUGCAUCUGGGCUAUCCAUGAAUAAUUAAAACGCAUUAUAAAGAGUACAAGCACCUUUUAGUGGGUUAUCUCUAAACUAGGUACCCCACUACUACACCAACCAGUCUCCACUGUGCCCGCAGUCUCCUCUUGGAUAAAUUGUGCAAGAUAUAAAAACAGCAGACCAGACCUAAUCGGACCC
Messenger RNA from Doryrhamphus excisus (bluestripe pipefish), 4557 nucleotides. The record is from RefSeq and is a predicted model, not a curated record. NCBI's taxonomy places the organism in Eukaryota, Metazoa, Chordata, Actinopteri, Syngnathiformes, Syngnathidae.